This is a messenger RNA of Paramecium sonneborni, 1890 nucleotides long. The record is from the annotation of a GenBank genome assembly. NCBI's taxonomy places the organism in Eukaryota, Ciliophora, Oligohymenophorea, Peniculida, Parameciidae.
AUGAAAAAUUGCACUCUCCUGAAAUAACUCGAGGUAAACACAAACACAUACAUCUUGGAUGUGAUACAUAAGAUCUCAUCUAAACAUCAUCUGUCUGACUUAUAGACUCAAUAAAUUUAAUAGUAUUACAAACAACCACCAUUAAUAAACUCAUUUUUAGAAUUGUAUUCCCUUAGUAUGUUACGUUGUGAUUGUGUUAAAUACUAAUAAAUAGUGGAUGAAAUUAAUGAUGAUAUACAUUGUUACUUCUAAACACAAAGUGGUUUGAUUUAGAAGAUCAUUACUUAAGAAAAGAAACCUCAAAUAGAACCUGAACCCAUGUAAAUAGAAGAUGAUGAAGAAUUGAUUAAUAAUAAUAUAGAUGCAUAAUAGGAAGAUCCUCAAUAAUAAUAACCCUCUUAAUAAACUCAUAUACCUUCGUCGUAAUAGUAAUAACCAAUUAAUACAUAAUAAACUACAUAACCAUCAUAGACUAUAGAAGAUGAAAUUUGUAUUCCUAAUUCAAAUAAACACAAAUAUCGAAGAAUAUCUUCAGGACCUUCUGAAAAGGAAGCAAGAUGUGAUUAAUGUGUAUGUCAAGGUAAACCAUCAACAGAAUAAGAAAAUUUAGUAUAAUGCUUGUUAUGCUUAAAUUAUUUGCAUUUCACAUGUAUUUCGAAAUCUAAAGAAUCAUUUGAUAAAUGUUAUAAGGAUCUAGAAUUUGUGUGUCCACCUUGUGUACUUAAGUAUAUGGAUCAUUUCAAUAAAAUAUCUACAACUUUAGUUCCACCAUCUCCAUUUUAAUAAGUUGGAUAAAUAAAUCAUAAAGCAUUUAAUUUUUCAUGUGAUCAAUCCAUUAUCAAUAUUAGAUGUGUAAGAUAAGAGAAUAAAAUUAAUUGCGAAGAAAUUACUUGGCCUGAUAUUGGAGAAUUGUUUUUAAAUUAAAAGAAAAUCUAAGAUUUUAAACCAUUAAUUAAUAAUCAUAGUCUUAAAAAAAGAAAAGAUGAUCAUAUCCUAACUACUGAAGUACUUCCAUAAAACUGUCUAUAAAUUAAAGAAUGUAUUCCUACUCCAGAUUAGAGAAGUUAAUAUCGAAUCUCAUCAGGACAUCUUUAUUUCCUUGGUGUAUAUUCAAUAGAGUAAUUUAAUUCUAAAUAAUUACUUGAUAACAUUAUUAAUUAAAGUGAAAAUUGGAUGAAUAUUGAAUAAUGUUAAGAUUUCAUAUCACUUUAUUUGAAUAAGCAUUAAGCAGAUGAUAUCUCAGUAGAUAGUAUAACUGUAUAAUUAACAUGUGCAAUCACUUUUAAUUUAAUGAAUACACCUGUAAGAGGCUCUUUCUGUUAACAUAUUUAAUGUUUUGGAUUAGAAAAUUACAUUACAGCUAUGUAUUCUAUGUAACCUAGAAAAUGGAGAUGUCCAUUAUGUAAAAAGAAACUCUUCACUAUUUAAAUUGAUGCAUAUCAAAAUGCUAUAUUAAAUACAAUUAAAAAGUAUGAUUUAUAAAUUAAUGAAAUUACUUUUGAUAAUAAUGGGUAAAUUGUUAAUGAAAAAAUAUAAAAAUUACUUACUUUUGAUAAUCUUCCUAAUCAUGCCAUUAAGAAUAAUAAUCGUAUGAUAAAUUUAGAAAUGUUAUCUAAUGAAACUAACAAUAUCUUCUUUAAAUUAUAACUUAUCAAAAGUAAAGAAUCUAAUUCUACAUCAUAAUAUUCAAAUACUCUACAGAAUGUGAUCAAUAAUAUGAUGUUAUCAUCAAAUUAACAUUUAAGAAGUAACAGUUAUGCUAAUUUCUAUGCUAACAAUUAUUACAUCAAUCAAAUGAAAUUAUAAUAAUAAGCAAGAAUGGAAGAAUAAAACAAACUAUAAAAACCUAAGGUUGGACAAAAUCAUGACUCAGCCAUUAUUAUAGAAUGA